GAAAAGGCUCGAGCGCUAGAGCGGAAAACUGUAGCAAGCUACAGUAACUGGCCAUCCAUACGGAAUCCUGUAGCAUCUGUUAUCAUAUCAGCAUAAAACAAAACCUGAGCCCUGAAGUCAAUUUGGAGCACUCUACCAAUCGAAAGAAUGCAGCUUGGCCAGUCAACCCGGUGGGAGUGACUGAUAAAGAUGGGCCAAAGAAGUAGAGCCCACUGGUGAGGAGUGGUGAAGAGUCCAAACAGAACCAUAGCGGCUAAACUACCCCGAGCGCCAGCAUGCCCCGCCUCCCCUUCUGAACUCUCCUCCCACUCCGACUCAGUCCCUUCCACCCCCUGUCCCUCACGCACAGACACAGUCACUCUUGCCAGUCGAGCUACGGGCCGCGCUCGCCAUGGCCUCGGCCUACCUGUGGAAGCUGUCGUCCCAGAAGCUGGGGUUCUUCCUGGUGAGCUUUGGCUUCAUCUGGGGCAUGAUGCUGCUCCACUUCACCAUCCAGCAGCGGGCCACGCACGAGAGCAGCACCAUGCUGCGACAGCAGAUCCUGGAGCUCAGCAAGCGCUACAUCAAGGCCCUGGCCGAGGAGAACCAGAGCGUCAUGGACGGGCCCUACGUGGGAACCAUGACAGCCUAUGAUCUGAAGAAGACCCUGGCGGUGCUCCUGGACAACAUCAUGGUACGGCUGGGCAAGCUGGAGUCCAAGGUGGAGAACAUCUACAACAGCACGGGGGCUAACCUGACCAACGGCACCAGCACGGCCACCCCCAGCGCCUCCAAUGCGGAGAAGGUCAACGUGGCAGAUCUGCUGAAUGGCGCUCAGGAGAAAUGUGAGCUUCCCCCCAUGGACGGCUUCCCUCACUGUGAGAGCAAAGUCAAGUGGAUGAAGGACAUGUGGCGGUCAGACUCAUGCUACACUAACUAUGGCGUGGACGGCUCCACCUGCUCCUUCUUCAUAUAUCUCAGCGAGGUGGAGAACUGGUGCCCGCGCCUGCUGUGGAGGACCAAGACAUUGGACGAGGAGGCCGACCGGAGGGGCCAGACGGAGAUCCGGACGAGCUUCGAGGAGCUAUACCGGGUCAUGUCUCGGCGAGAGGAGUUCCGCUGGAUGAUGCUCCGGAUCAAGCGCAUGGAAGACCCCUGGAUCAACGCCAUCCACGCCCUGGCUGCCAAGCAGAACCUGGCCAAGCGCAAGAGGAAGAAGAUCCUGGUGCACCUGGGCCUGUUGACCAAGGAGUCGGGCUUCAAGAUUGCAGAGAAUGCCUUCAGUGGGGGCCCCCUGGGGGAGCUGGUUCAAUGGAGCGACCUCAUCACCACCCUCUACCUGCUGGGCCACGACGUACGCAUCUCCGCCUCACUGGCCGAGCUCAAAGAGAUCAUGAGGAGAGUGAUGGGGAACAAGUCCAGCUGCCCCACCCAGGGGGACAAGGUGGUGGAGCUCAUCUACAUUGACAUUGUGGGCCUGACCCAGUUCAAGAAGACACUGGGGCCCUCCUGGGUCCACUACCAGUGUAUGCUGCGGGUUUUGGAUUCCUUCGGCACAGAGCCCGAGUUCAACCACGCCCACUAUGCUCAGUCCAAGGGCCACAAGACCCCCUGGGGCAAGUGGAACCUCAACCCCCAGCAGUUCAACACCAUGUUCCCCCACACCCCAGACAACAGCUUCCUGGGCUUUGUGGUUGAGCAGCAUCUGAACGCCAGCGACAUCCGCCACAUUGACGAAGUCAAGCGGCAGAACCAGUCGCUGGUCUACGGCAAGGUGGACAACUUCUGGAAGGACAAGAAGACCUACCUAGACAUCAUCCACACCUACACGGAGGUGCACGCCACCGUGCACGGUACCAGCACUGUGCACUUGCCCAGCUACGUGAGAAACUACGGCAUCCUGAGCGGCCGUGACCUGCAGUUCCUCCUCAGGGAGACCAAGCUGUUUGUUGGCCUGUCCUUCCCCUACGAAGGCCCCGCCCCCCUAGAGGCCAUAGCCAAUGGCUGUGCCUUCCUCAACCCCAAGUUCACCCCGCCCAAGAGCAGCAAGAACACGGACUUCUUCAAGGGCAAGCCCACCCUGAGAGAGUUAACCUCCCAGCACCCAUAUGCUGAGGUGUACAUUGGCCAGCCCCACGUGUGGACGGUGAACAUCGACAACCCUGCAGAGGUGGACAGAGCCAUCCGCUCAAUCCUCAGUCAGAAGAUCGAGCCCUACCUGCCCUAUGAGUUCACCUGUGAGGGGAUGCUGCAAAGAGUCAACGCCUUCAUUGAGAAUCAGGAUUUCUGCCAUGGCCAGGUGAUGUGGCCUCCCCUCAGUGCUCUGCAGGUGAAGCUGGCUGAGCCGGGGAGCUCCUGUAAGCAGGUGUGUCAGGAGGAGCAGCUCAUCUGCGAGCCCUCCUUCUUCCAGCACCUCAACAAGGACAAGGACCUGGCCCGGUUCGGCAUGGACUGCCAGACGGUGGAGUCGUCGGGCGACACGGUGGUGCCUGCGUACAGCGACGCACGUCACCACUGCGUCUUCCAGUCAGACCUGCUGCUGUUCAGCUGCGCAGGCGCCCACCCCUCCCUCAAACGCGUCUGCCCCUGCCGGGACUACAUGAAGGGCCAGGUGGCGCUGUGCAAAGGCUGCCUAUAGCCCCUGUCUGUCUGGGUGUGUGGAGAGCAUCGAACUGGAGUGGAUUGGACCCCGUCUCCUUCCAGAGCGCUGCAGGGAAUGGGGGGUUGGGGACCUCUAGCUCUAACCACUCAGAUGGCUUGACUGCUCCCCCUGGCUCCACACCUGCAGUCCUGGAGCCUAACUCCUCCCACAGCCAGGCCUCUGGAGGGGGGAAGAGCAGCCUGGGAACCAGACAACCAGGAGACAUCUGUAUUAUUUAUGUCUGUUUUUAAUCGCCUGAACUUUGACCUUUAAGGCAUUUUGAUCAGCUUGUCAGACAGACACAGCAUCGGCAGCAAACUGUGGAAAUUCAAAUGGUGGACAGAAAGAGGCCAGUGAGCUAUAUACAUAUUCUGGGAACUAGGAAUGUCAAUGAAACAGUUUUCAGUAAGGCACGGGGCAGGAGGAAAGGAGUGUACAGAAAAAAGAGACAUUGCGCAUCGGCCUGAAUUACUUGAAUCAAUGGGAGUCGCUGUAUAUUUGAGGCAGAGUGCAUGGCAACAGAGCUCCCUACUGCCCCUAGGAUGUGUGGCAGUGGGUGGUACUGCAGCCGGUGGCCCAGUGAAUCCACCCACUGUAUCUCUCCAAGCUUGCAGUCGCAUCGUGGGACCAACGGGCUGGUGUGUCGCCACACUCGGCAUGCUUUCCUUUCUGCCCCCUGUCCCUUUUUAUCUUUGAACUCUUUUAGCUAUGUAGGUUUGCACUGGAGACCCAUAAGGGGCCGUCCCAGGCAAUAAGGCUCUGUUUCAAUGUCCACAAUAGCGUACUACUUAGGAUGAAGCAAUGCACAGGGCAUGUAUUCUGAAGGGUAUGCUCCAAUGGAAAGUUGCCCGUAGACCCUGAUCUAUGGUCAGUUUUGCAUUUCCCUUAUUUAUGGUUACGAUUGGGGGAGUGGAAGCUGAUCCUAGAUCUGUACCUAGGGGAGUGAAGAAGAAGAAGAGGCAGAGCCAGUUUUACACUGUAACUGUACCGCUCCCCAUAGUCGCGUCUGGACAGGGGAGCGGGUCAGAUGUAGAUAUAAUGUUGAUUUUUAAAUGUCCAAAUCGCAAAUCACUUUUAAUCCUGAGGCAUUGUCCCUCGUGGUCAUUCAACUACACCUUACACACACACCGUCCACCAUGGCUACUCUGUAGCCCUGCAUGGUAGAUUGACCCUCCUCAUGUUCCCAAUGUACAGAUUAGAGGCUGAGUUUUUGACUUGCACACAUUCACAGCCACACACACCUGACUGACCGGUUGGGAUGUGCUGGGGAAAAGAGGUGUGUGCAAAAUAAUUGCCAGUAGCUAAUGAAAAUAAUAAUUUGUCAUUGAUCAAUUUCAAUCAAAUGUUUAAACAAUGGAUUAUCAGGUCAGAUCAGUCACAUGCUGCAUGUGACGGGGAGUCUGUGUGACAUAGAUGACAUAGUGUUGUACUGUUCUGUAGACAGUAGAACACCAUCACAGCUGUAGUGGGAAAGGGCCCCCUAUCAGAUCAAACAUCACUCCGCUCAAUCACCGGUAUCACAUAGGACCAUUGCCUUGACCACAAUAGAUUUGGGGAAAAUAUUCUAAAUUCUAAAGAGAUAUAUUGAUCAUGAACAUUUGUAUUAUAGAUAUUUAAAUCUUUAUGUAUACAGUAGACCGAAAGAUGCACACACAAACGUAAUUUCUAUGGAUGUAAUGUAAGUUAUAGCUCUUGACAGAGCAACACACACACCUGCAACUUUACUUGUUUCCUUCAUUUGGAGAUCGUUUAGGAUCCUAAUUUGCCUGCCAAUUUUUUAUUUUAUUUUACGCGUCAAUAAAAGCUUGAAUUAGUA
Molecule: messenger RNA, 4436 nt
Organism: Salvelinus namaycush (lake trout)
Lineage: Eukaryota; Metazoa; Chordata; Actinopteri; Salmoniformes; Salmonidae
Product: alpha-1,6-mannosylglycoprotein 6-beta-N-acetylglucosaminyltransferase A-like
Exons: 17
Coding region: 392-2617 (741 amino acids)
Biological process (GO): protein N-linked glycosylation
Cellular component (GO): Golgi apparatus
Molecular function (GO): alpha-1,6-mannosylglycoprotein 6-beta-N-acetylglucosaminyltransferase activity
Source: RefSeq, a predicted model, not a curated record